This is a messenger RNA of Striga hermonthica, 399 nucleotides long. NCBI's taxonomy places the organism in Eukaryota, Viridiplantae, Streptophyta, Magnoliopsida, Lamiales, Orobanchaceae. The record is from the annotation of a GenBank genome assembly.
AUGAUUGGGGUAUGCGGGUGUUAUCCCACCUACCUGCAGAUAGAUGGGACCUUUAAUCAUUCAGGUCCUAUCCAUCGAUUAAUGCGCAUUGCUCAUCUCAAAUGCUUUUAUUCAUUUGAUUUAAGUUCUGCCACUGAUCGGUGGCCAGUAUCCGUGAUUCUUGACUUAAUGUCAUGCCUCUUCGGACCAACCUUGGCAUCUUCUAUCAUUAAUGGUUGUUUGGCCCUGAACGUGGCGAUGUUGGGUCCUCCGCGUCCCAUUUGUUUUGUGGUUGGGCAACCAUUAGGAUAUUAUGCUUCUUGGGCCCUUUUCUCCCUGUCCCAUCACUAUGUGGUGUGGAUGGCGGCAAACCGUGCUGAUCCGAAUAGAAGCGUUUACCAGAUACGCUCUCCUCGGUGA